AUGAACGAAGCCAAUUUGAGCCAUAGGAACUCAAGAGAUAUCCAUGGAGAAGUGGGGUUGGGAAUGAGGUUCUCAGAUUCUUCGGCACCAUCAUGCCAUGCUGCAAUCAACAAUACUACUCCUCUGCUGCUGCUGCUGAAGUCAGUGAGCUCUGCAGAAACAAGAACUGCGGAAUCUGCAGAGCGAUUCCGUGAAAUUUCAAUAUGGAACACCAGAGGAAGAACAGUGGUAUUCGUCUAA
Linum trigynum is the source of this 240-nucleotide messenger RNA. NCBI's taxonomy places the organism in Eukaryota, Viridiplantae, Streptophyta, Magnoliopsida, Malpighiales, Linaceae. The record is from the annotation of a GenBank genome assembly.